CCAUCGAUUACCCUGGUGUCGCGUUUGCUAUUCCAAACCACUGAAACAUUCAUUCGAAUGCCAUACCAUGUCGUGACUCACGCAACUCUUCAAAUUACAGAAUUGACAGACCGUCUGUCCUAUUGGCAUAUGGAAUGACGUCAUGGUGCAUUCGAUGCAUGAACUAAACAAACUCCAAUAAAUUCAUGUAACUCAUGCGUGCUGGGCCCUCGAGGACGUCGCGGAUGGCCACCGAAGUGUUACAAAAAUAUUGAUCACCGUGCGAGAAAUUUUAAGACGGAUUUAUGUCGUGAGAAAUUAAUAUUCCCGCCAUGUACGUUACAUUCUUCUUCCUCUUGCAGUUUGCUCUGUUAUCCACUGCACAAGAUCAUGUGUUCAUCCGCGACUAUUUCGUGCACAAGAGGGUUCGGAAUGUCGUAGGAUUUUCUUGCGGCGACACAGUGGGCGACUUCGAGCUUCUGAAAACGCUGAGCACCACGGGUAUAUUUACGAUAAUAAGGGAGCCGACCAUAAAGAUCAACAUCCGCAGAUUCUUGAAAAGCGAAACAUGGACGCUCGGUGUCAUCGUUGAUCUGCGUUGUCUCAACGACACUGCGGUUCGAAUUUUUGCCGAAAGCUCGAAAUACAGAAUGUACGACUAUUCGUACAACUGGUUGAUCCUGGGAUCGAAUUAUAGCGACAGUGUUCCACUUUUGAACGACACCACUUACAACAUGGUGACCGAUUUGGUCCUCGCCAUAUCGAACAAAAGUGGCUACGAUCUGUACGAUGUUUUCAAUCAUUGCAAAUAUCGUGGUGGUUUGUUGAACGUCACCAAACUUGGUACUUGGCAUCCCGGCGAAGGGUUGAAUAUCGUUUUAACGCAGCCUUUAAUUAACAGGAGAGCUAAUAUGCACGGAAUGAGACUGAAAAUAUCCGGCGUGAUACAAUACCGACCGAAAGAUAUGCGCCUCGAGGACUAUAUGCAGGACGUCAACACAAGGUCCUUGGAUAGCAUGCACAAAUUUGUGCAUGCCAUGAUCUUGCACACUGGCGAUCUCUUCAACUUUAGCGUGCACGCUUCCGAAAUAAUUUACUGGGACAGACACAGCGUGCACGGUUUGAUCUUUGAAUUUCUGCAAUCGAAUUACAUCGACUUCGCUAGUAAUCCGAGGAUCAUGGUGUCUGAGCGGUUGGAUUAUGCUUCACUGAUUGGCGCCGCAUGGCCGAUACGGCCAUGUUUCAUGCUGUUGUCGACGUCAACCAACAAAAUCAAACUGGAGAUUUUCUUGAAGCCGUUCGCGAGGCAAACAUGGUACACGUUCGCAGGAUUCGGGUUGUUCUCGAUCUUCGUGUUGAAAAUGAUAAUGAAUUGCGAAGGGAUCGGAAAGAAGGAGAAAUAUUCUGGGGCGGUCGUGUUAUCAGUGGGGAUAAUAUCGCAGCAAGGUGCGAAUUUGACUACGAAACGCGUGGCUAGCCGCAUCGCCUUGUUCCAGAUCACUAUACAGAGCUGGAUAAUGUACAAUUACUAUUCCGGUAGUAUUGUCUCGGCUCGGUUAAGCGAACCUCUCGACAUGAUGGAGGAUUCAGUGACCGUCCUAGCUGACAGCAAUUUGAAAAUCGCUGCGGAGGCUGUGCCUUACUUAAAUUACUUUUUGUAUAAACUAAACUGGGAAUCCGACUACUUCCGGAAAAAACGCUGGGAUCCCCUGCCGGAAUCGAAAAGAUACUUGCCGAUAGAAGAGGGCAUUAGGCAAGUCAGCGAAGGUGUUUUAGCGUAUCACACGGAUCCUAACACCGCAUAUCCGUACGUCGAAAGGAUGUUCGAUUCGAAUCAAAUCUGCGCGCUGACAGAGAUACAUUUGUUCAAGCAAUCCGUGAUGGGAAUGUACGCGAGUCACAACGCGCAGUUCGUCGAGAUGGCAAAAAUCGGGCUGACGAAAAUGUUCAACACCGGACUUCGCGAUCGUCAAAUUAAACACUGGUCGUCGAGAAAACCUCAAUGCCAGUCUGAUACCUUGUCGACGAGAAGCAUCACGAUCUAUGAAACCGCCCCCGCACUGAUCUUGCUGGCGUUCGGCAGUUUUAUGGCUGGUAUAUUUUGCUUAGGGGAAAAUAUUGCUCACAAACGUGCGAUGAAAGCGAAAUCUGGGAACCGAAAGAAGAUGGUCGGUGCAAGAGGAAGCGUCAUCAUCAGUGGAAGCAGCAGAGACAACUUGUUGGAUAUGCAGAAUUAAACUUGUCACCGUAAAACGCGAACAUCGCGACAGUUUGAUUAGUUGAUUGAUUUUAGUUGUGCCUAUAUAGCUUGACAUGUUCUUUGAACAAUAAAAAAUGAACUUAUUUAAUACA
Messenger RNA from Megalopta genalis, 2331 nucleotides. Lineage: Eukaryota; Metazoa; Arthropoda; Insecta; Hymenoptera; Halictidae. The record is from RefSeq and is a predicted model, not a curated record.